Molecule: messenger RNA, 891 nt
Organism: Talaromyces amestolkiae
Lineage: Eukaryota; Fungi; Ascomycota; Eurotiomycetes; Eurotiales; Trichocomaceae
Exons: 4
Coding region: 1-891 (296 amino acids)
Biological process (GO): fatty acid beta-oxidation
Cellular component (GO): mitochondrion
Molecular function (GO): enoyl-CoA hydratase activity
Source: RefSeq, a predicted model, not a curated record
AUGGCCUUCGCUCGCAGCUCGCGACUGGCUCUUUCCAGCACAAACUCCGCCUUGACAUCAUACUUGACCCGAGCCAGUUACCGACGCUUCUCAUCUGCAUCUCCAGCUUCAUAUGAAUAUAUUCUCACAGAAACACCCAAGCCGGGCGUUGGACUUAUCACCCUGAACCGACCCAAAGCUCUCAAUGCGCUAUCAAGCCCUCUCUUCCAAGAACUAAACGAUGCAUUGAGCGAAUAUGACCAAGACAAAGACAUUGGCGCCAUCGUCAUAACCGGUAGUGAAAAGGCAUUUGCUGCGGGCGCCGAUAUCAAAGAAAUGGCGCCCUUAACAUUCUCUGCUGCUUAUUCCAACAAUUUCAUCGCUCCAUGGUCUCAUCUCGCCAACUCUAUCCGCAAACCCGUCAUUGCAGCUGUUAGCGGCUAUGCGCUCGGCGGUGGCUGCGAACUCGCGCUCAUGUGCGACGUUAUUUACUGCACAUCCAACGCGACCUUCGGUCAACCUGAGAUCAAACUUGGCGUCGUCCCCGGUGCUGGCGGCUCUCAGCGUUUGACCCGUGCAAUUGGUAAGAGCAGAGCGAUGGAACUCAUUCUAACUGGCAAGAACUUCAGCGGUAAAGAGGCUGGUGAAUGGGGUGUUGCGGCCCGUGUUAUUGAUGGUGGUAAAGAGGAGCUUUUGGCCGAGACAUUGAAGACUGCGGAGACGAUUGCGGAAUACAGUCGUGUUGCGGUUGUUGCGGCCAAGGAGGUUGUGAAUAAGAGUCAGGAGCUAUCGUUGAGGGAGGGAGUGGAGUAUGAGAGGCGAUUGUUCCAUGGAUUGUUUGGCAGCAAGGACCAGAAGAUUGGAAUGACUGCGUUUGCAGAGAAGAAGAAGGCUGAGUGGUCACACGAAUAG